Amoebophrya sp. A25 is the source of this 2281-nucleotide messenger RNA. The record is from the annotation of a GenBank genome assembly. NCBI's taxonomy places the organism in Eukaryota, Dinophyceae, Syndiniales, Amoebophryaceae.
GAAAUUCUCUAACCACUGAACGACGGCGACCAACAUUCGAAAUAGUUUCGAAGGGCUCACUUAAAUCCAAUGUGACUUUGUGAGGCUCUCCAUAGUUUACUGAUUGAAGUGACUCGAUUCUUUGAUGAUGAGCUUGGAAUACUAAGAGUCGCACCUUGAUUGAUUGAUUGACUGAUCAAGAGAGAGAAUCAACGAAGAUGGCAGCUGCACAAUCAGGGGCUGCGCAGCAAAAAUGGCCGCUGUAUAACCCAAGACUCGGGGUUCCGUUAUUGAAGCGAAUUCACAUAGUGCAUACACAGGCUGACAAUAUCGUGCUGGAGCCCUUGUGGAAUUUGAAAGUACUUCCUGCAUAUAAUAUUGAGGCCCCGCUUCCCUUUUCAACUUGUAUAUGGAUCAAAGUAUCGAAAAGGUUUUCUAAUAUUCCUCAUUUUUCCCAAACCUCAUAGUAGUUCAGUGACCAUCAAUAAAAAGCAAUUCAGUUUUCGACUUCAAAAAACAGAAAGGAAAGCAAGUGGAAAUCAUUGAAAAAAUACUGUUUGGAGCGGAGAAGAUUUAUGUGGAUUUGAGGAACAGAAGCGCCGAGAAGGAUGGAACUGCAUAUUUUAUUCAUCAUCAGUCUUGGUUCUAGUGCUAGUGAUACAUAGGACACGGCUGGAGCAUUGGCUUGACCGAGUUGCGUUUCUCUUUUGUAAUCAAUAGGCCAGCUCCAUAGAAGCUGCUGGAUUUUUCGGCCAUUCUCACACAUCAAUGAGGAUGAUAGCUAUUUUACGCUCUUACAGAAUUCGUCCGUUACGCUGACUCGUUUGCAUACGGAGAUGAUUUCUGGCGAAUCGUGGCGAAGCUCUUAUGAAGAAUGUCAUGAUGCAAGUACUGUCUUAUUGAAUAAUUCUGGAUAUUAAUUAUUUCUGACUGUUGAAGUACUAUAUCAUCUAUACAACUUCCAAGAAGGAUCCAACUUUCACAAUUCAGACAACCCUUCAUGAUCAAUAUCAGCCUCUUCAUGAAGAAGCUAACUAUUUCAAUCUGAAAAGCAAAACGCCUCCCCCUCACCUACUUCUAAUAUUCGUCAUGCCUGGGAUCGGUGGACGAAAGGGAGAAGAGCGGGCUGUGGUGAUGAACAAUGCACGUCUGCACAAAAUCAAGGUGCUAUAACCUUAUGACUUUACUCUUCUUCAUAUCUGAUUACAGCUCUGCACAGUCCAAAGCAAUUUCUUGCCUAUACCUUAGUGAGUUAGUUUGUGCUAGUGUUCACGAGCCUUUUGCUAUACUAGACACCAUCAUCUAGAAAGGUUUUAUCCGCUGGGCGCGUGCCGAAAAUCAAACGAAAGGAAACAGUCGAUAAAGUCCGAGAGUCCUUUUUCGAGUUUUGCAAAAACACCUUAUGGACCAUGUUGUUCUACGCCCUGGUCUUAUACCAAGAUCCUGACUAGAUGCUCCAAGAGUCAGGAGUCGGAAAGGGUCUACUAAGCUGUUUACUACUAGUUAAUAUAUCAUGUUCUUACUUCUAUAUUAAUAUGGCAACUUGUUCAUUCCAGCUUCUAUGUUCUGUAUACUCUAAUCCUUGGCGGCUUCGGCACCUUACAGAAAAGAUCUUUCCUGAUCGAGAUCGGCUAUACGAUAUUUGCCGAGGGGCUCAACAAAAGCCAUCUGUUUGAAGCGAACGCAGAAACCGCCUAUCAAAAGAUCAAAGACGUACUUUCUCGCUUUCUUGUUACCUCUUUUUAGUAGUGGUCUAAAAAAUAUUAUAAGCGUCGUGUGUCUAGUUUUUAAUAUCAGUUCAGGAAGUUUUUCAGCGGCGACGCUUCUCUAUUACAGGGAUCUAUCAUUCUUUCACCCAUUCACAGGAAUUCGCUUUACGCAGAGGCAACCCAGAAGCGAAAUUCACCAUGGACAAGCUGCAUGAAUCGUUUCAAGAGUGUGCAGAUCUAUUUUCAAAGAUUCAUUGCAAUUAUGAUCUCAUUGUUUGUGUGAACCAACAUUAGUGUCGCUUUGAAGCUGCUCGGACCUAAAUUGAUUUCGAUGCGAUCUACUUGGACACGACGUUUCGUUUUCAGUAAAUCAAAGCCACGACUGAGUAGUGCGCCGAUGUGUCUUGAGAUGAGGCGUAGUUUCUCAAGAGAGCAACUGCGGCCCAUACCCAUUGCAGUGCAACUAGCUCUAUUCCAAGACCUCUAACAAACUCGCGAUUUGGCAAUUCUGGGGCGCGGAGUUAUCGGUAACCUUACCGCAGAUUUUUAUACCACGCCACAAGAUCUCGCACGAUUCUACCAGCUGGAGGUAG